This is a messenger RNA of Mangifera indica (mango), 1593 nucleotides long. Its product is annotated as aspartic proteinase nepenthesin-1. Gene Ontology annotation, cellular component: extracellular region. The coding region runs from base 149 to 1480 and encodes 443 amino acids. Gene Ontology annotation, molecular function: aspartic-type endopeptidase activity. Lineage: Eukaryota; Viridiplantae; Streptophyta; Magnoliopsida; Sapindales; Anacardiaceae. Gene Ontology annotation, biological process: proteolysis. The record is from RefSeq and is a predicted model, not a curated record. The transcript has a single exon.
UAAUUAUUUAAAUAUUUUCUUACACUUGGCAAAGGCUCGCAUCACAUUCUUUAGCGUGUAAGACCUUUUCGUAUUUGUACACCUAUUUAAAUAGUCCCCAUCUCUCUAUUUGUUUUCUUACUAUCACUACUUCCUCUCAAAAGCAUUAAUGGUUUCAAUGGUUUCUUCAUCAAAAGUCAUAUUAUUUGCAUUAGCAAUAAUCGCAUUUUGUGUUUCUCCAUCACUGUCCUUCUCUAGGCGAGCAUUAAAUGAGCACAAGAAUGUGAAAACUACUGGUUUCAGAGUCAGCCUUAAACAUGUAGACUCCGGCAAGAACUUAACCCUAUUUCAGCGUAUCAAACGUGGAAUGAAGCGUGGGCAAUACAGAUUGCAAAGACUCAAUGUUAUGUCUUUUGCGGCUUCAGAUUCUCAAAUUGAAGCUCCUAUUCAGGCAGGCAACGGUGAGUUUCUCAUGGAAUUAUCAAUUGGUACUCCUCCACAAAGUUACAAGGCAAUAUUGGAUACUGGCAGCGAUUUGAUUUGGACUCAAUGCAAGCCUUGUACUGACUGUUACGAUCAGCCUUCUCCAAUUUUUGAUCCCAAAAACUCUUCUUCGUUCAUUAAGAUUUCUUGCUCUGACUCUCUCUGUGAGGCUCUCCCUCAAUCAAUUUGCAAAGAUGGAUGUGAGUAUCUCUACACAUAUGGUGAUUAUUCUUCAACACAAGGGAUUAUGGGCUUUGAAACGUUCACGUUUGGUAAGGUUUCUGUUCCCAAAAUUGGGUUCGGUUGUGGAGAAGACAAUGAAGGAAGUGGGUUCGGCGAAGGUGCAGGUCUGGUAGGGCUUGGUCGUGGAGCUUUAUCUCUGGUUUCACAAUUGAAAGAACCAACUUUCUCUUACUGCCUUACUUCUAUUGAUGACCAAAAGACCAGUACACUUUUGAUGGGAUCUCUAGCAAGUGUGAAUAGCGCAUCAAAAAAUGCAAUCAUAACUACCCCUUUAAUAAAAAAUCCAAUACAGCCAUCUUUUUAUUAUCUUUCUCUUGAAGGGAUAUCUGUUGGUGGCACUCGCUUACCAAUCAAGAAAUCUACUUUUUCACUCCAAGAUGAUGGCAGCGGUGGCUUAAUAAUUGAUUCAGGCACAACAAUAACGUAUUUAGAAGAGAGUGCUUUUGAGUUGGUUAAAAAGGCUUUUAUUUCUAAAACAAAACUUCCAUUGGAUAAUUCGGGAUCGACAGGGCUUGAUCUUUGCUUCACUUUGCCAUCAGAUUCAACAGAUGUAGAGGUACCGACGUUGGUAUUUCAUUUCGAGGGAGCUGAUCUAGAUUUGCCAAGUGAAAACUAUAUGGUUGCUGAUUCAAGUACAGGGUUGGUUUGCUUGGCGAUGGGGAGUUCAAGUGGUAUGUCAAUCUUUGGAAAUGUACAGCAGCAAAACAUACUGGUUCUACAUGAUCUUCAGAAAGAAACCUUAUCAUUUCUUCCUACACAAUGCGAUCAGCUGUGAGCUAACUAUUAAAUGUUUGCAUUUUAUGAGUGUGUUUGUUUGGCUUCAGUAAUGAUAAUACUUCAUAGAAAUUUGAUCAUUUGUUUUAAUAAUAUGAUAAAUUUUUAUGUCAA